Messenger RNA from Lepus europaeus (European hare), 1527 nucleotides. It is a transcript of the gene CCDC78, whose product is annotated as coiled-coil domain containing 78. Gene Ontology annotation, cellular component: cytoplasm. The coding region runs from base 1 to 1527 and encodes 508 amino acids. NCBI's taxonomy places the organism in Eukaryota, Metazoa, Chordata, Mammalia, Lagomorpha, Leporidae. The transcript is spliced from 13 exons. The record is from RefSeq and is a predicted model, not a curated record.
AUGCCACACAGCGUCGUGACAACAGCCGCCGAGCAGGCGGGGAGCCGGGCCUUCCUCCGAGUCAUGGAGUCGAGUUCAACCACAGGCCCCCCGCCAGGGGUCCCGCCUCGGGCCACGGACACUGUCGCCCCAGGAGCUGAGGGCUGGCCGCCAGGAGUCCCUGGGGGCGCCCCCACCUGGGCGUCCCCCCUCCAGCCAGAGCCCCCACCAGACCUGCAGCUCGGCGAGGAGCAGUGGCUGCAGAUUUCCAAGGACCUGGUCGGCCUCGAGGUCAGGAUCCUUGGCCUGCGGGAGCAGCACGAGGCCGAAGUCUUCCAGCUGCGGAGUGAGGUCCUGCGGCUGGAGAGCCGGGUGCUGCAGCUGGAGCUGCAUGGAGACAGCGCCCACCAGGGACGCGCCGGCCCAGAGCAGCCCCAGGGGCCCGGACCGUGCAGCCCGGGGACGUCCAGAGAACAAGCAGUCAGCAGGGGAGCGGCGGGAACACCACCUGGCCUGGGGGCCCUGUCCGUCCAGCCCCGUCUCCUGGGCGGCCCGGAGCAGCUGCAGGGAGCAGCGGGGCAGGCGCUGGAGCAGCACGGGGCCCGGCAGCAGGCACUGGAGAGCCGUGUGGCAGCCCUGGGCCAACAGCUACAGGAAGCCCGCGAGGAAGCCCGGGCAGCUGGGCAGCACCUGGCCACGCAAGCUGUGGUGAGGCCACCUCCCCCGCAGGCGCUGCGGCAGGCCCAGGCCGAGAACGCGCGGCUGCAGCUGCAGCUGAAGCAGCAGACGGAGGAGCACGUGGCCCGGCUGCAGCGCUGCGCCCGGCAGGCGGUGGUGGGUGCAGGCCCCGAGCCUGAGGCCGUGGCCCUGCGCCCGUUCCUGGAGGCCACUCUGCAGGACAUCCGGGCGGCGCACCGAAGCCGAGAGCAGCAGCUGGCCCGGGCCGCCCGCACCUUCCAGAAACGCCUGGCAGACCUGAGCCACAGGCACGAGGAGCUGCUGGCCACCCACAGGGGCAGCCCCUCCCACCUGGAGCCCCACAAGGCACCUCAGGCCCCUAGCACAGCCCCAGGCCAGAGGCCUCUGAGCAGGCAAUGGAGGAAAACCUUCCACGCUUUACAAAACGGCGGCACACGUCGAGGCCGGGAGUCACGGGUCAGCCCCUGGGCUGCCAGCCAGGCCUUCCAGACCACAGCUCCCUCCCACAGGGGCAUGGAUGCCGCGUCCUGGGCCCAGACCUACCAGAAGCUCUGGGACUUCUCCCAUGGCACCCAGGCGGAGCUGGAGCGGGAGCGGGCGCAGCUGCUGGGCCGGGCCGGAGUCGCGGAGCAGCAGCUUUCUUGGCUGCAGGAGUACGUGGACCAGCACCUGGGCAGGUACAAGCAGGAAAUCCUGAGGCUGAGGCAGCUGCUGGGCGCGGGGCAGCCCCGUGAAGCGGGGGCCGCACUUGGGGCUGAGCUCCAAGGCCCCGGGACCCGCAGCCGCUGGCCGGCCUGGCCAGCACAGAGCCUGCCGCACGGGCUGCCCCGGCGGGAGCCGCCCCCCUGA